UGGCACUUGUAUUAUUGUCGACGAUGGCUAUUGUCUCAUUGCAUUUGCAUGACAGCCACGUUGUAGACCAAUGUUAGACAUUCUUCCUCCUACUGCCACUUGCCUACUAUGUUAUCUUAAAAUAUCCUAAACUCUCUUUGAUGCUGAAUAUUGCAACAAACUGUAUUAAAUAAUUUAAGGUUGCCCACAUGCAAGAUCCAAUUCCAGGGACAGGUUCUGUCAGUAUAAAUACAAUUGCCCAAUUCUCCUGUUUUCAUCUCACAACACAUUCAUCAAUCAGCUUUCUAUCUUAGAAAGAAAUUAUAUCACUCAGCGAAAAAAUGGCAACCCUACAAAUCCAUUCCAGGUCCAUUAGCCUGCCUGCUAGAUUAGAUCCCGUCGUCAACCCCACGAGCUUUGAUCAGGUUGAUCUGCAAAAGUGGCAGAUUCCGAAAACGGCAGUUCCCGUGACUUCACAAGGCAUUCAGUCUGGUCUUCUGGGGCUUGCGGAACUGUACAAUUCUGUUCAAGAACUCGCGCAGCCCCGUCGAGAUGUAAAGUCGAUUGAAGAAUCGCUGUCGGGCUCGGUGGAGUUGCUGGAUUCUUGCACUGCUAUUAGAGAACUGUUUCAGAUGAUCAGAGAGAACGUUCAGGCGCUGCAAUCAGCGCUGCGAAGGAAGGGCCUGGAUUCCAGCGUGCAGAGUGACAUAAGCUCCUACUUCUGCUUCAGGAAGAAGAUGAACAAGAGUGUGGCCAAGACCCUGAAAGCACUCAAGAACUUGGAAAGUAGAAACCGCGACAGCGGUAAUUUUAAUGAUGUGUUGAGAGAAGUUGCGGGAGUUACAGUAGCGAUUUUCAGGAGUAUUCUGCUGUUCUUGUCUACGCCCACGUCGGCCCGGUCCGGCGGGUGGUCUUUGGUUUCCAGGCUGAUGGUGGCGAAACCCGCGGCCGAAAACGGUGGUGUGAAUGAGGUCGGGAGUGUGGAUUUUGCUCUCAGUUCUCUUCAAGGGAAGCUGAGGAGCAAUGGGGCUAAGGCUGUCGAUGUUCAAAAAGGGCUGCAGAAUCUUGAAGCCGUGGUGGAGGGAUUUGAGGGAGGAUUGGAGAGAGUAUUCAGGCAAUUAGUUCAAAGUAGAGUUACACUUCUAAACAUUCUCACUGAUCAUUGAGAUAUAUAAUAGACAUGAAAAAUUCAUGGUGUUCAUAUGUCCAAAUUUUGUACUAUACAUUGAGAUUAAUGUAAAAGAUAUAUGUGAUGAAUGAAUCAUCAAUACUUGAUAUAUA
Molecule: messenger RNA, 1260 nt
Organism: Sesamum indicum (sesame)
Lineage: Eukaryota; Viridiplantae; Streptophyta; Magnoliopsida; Lamiales; Pedaliaceae
Biological process (GO): shoot system development; root development
Source: RefSeq, a predicted model, not a curated record